Hylaeus volcanicus is the source of this 3732-nucleotide messenger RNA. It is a transcript of the gene Tsc1, whose product is annotated as hamartin. The record is from RefSeq and is a predicted model, not a curated record. NCBI's taxonomy places the organism in Eukaryota, Metazoa, Arthropoda, Insecta, Hymenoptera, Colletidae. The transcript is spliced from 15 exons. Gene Ontology annotation, cellular component: TSC1-TSC2 complex. Gene Ontology annotation, biological process: regulation of cell cycle; negative regulation of cell population proliferation; negative regulation of TOR signaling. The coding region runs from base 298 to 3456 and encodes 1052 amino acids.
CGCACAUUAAUCGUUGCGCGAUCGUGGCGCUACUUCUAUUGUGGCGACAUCAAUCUACGGUAUAUGGUAUAUCAGCGAUGGUGUAGCGAUCGCCUUAGAAUUCUCGAAAAUUUGUCGAAGUACUCGAUGAACUUCGGGUAUUUAAAAAUUUCCUUCGCUUCAUACGAAGACUGUCCCACAUAAUAAAUGACAGAUGGAUGAAGCUAAGCAUUACAAAUUCACUUCUACUUCCAUUAUAUGAUCAAAUGAUCUGGAUAAGUAUCGUUUGCACAUGCCAAAAUAGUUAGCGCAGCCAAGAUGAACAUCAAUUCCGUAGGCAUUGCCGAUCUCUUUAACCUAUUAGAAUCCAACAAGCUCGGGGAAGUAGAAGAAAUAAAGAAAGUAUUCCACGAACUUUUUCUCUGUACGAAAGACAAUUGGUUGGUCAAUGGCCUUUUCGACUAUUAUCUGUCUACAAAUUCUUCGCGAGCCGUCGAAGUAUUAGCCGGCGUUCGAGAUCCGCAUGACAAGCAUCUAUUAGAUCGUUUAUCCGAAGCUCUUUCCAAACCUGGAAGCAGCAGCCAAAGAAUUCAAACUCUUACUUUACUAGGUCAUAUUGUUCGUCGCCAACCAACUUGGCUGUAUAAACUUGCAGGUCAUGCUUUAUUUCGGGAUUUGCUGAAGUUACUUAAGAUGGAAGCAGAUACAUUAUCCCUCAUGAGCGCUCUUCUUCUGUUGGUAAUGCUAUUACCAAUGUUACCAGCUGCUUUAGGGCCGUACCUCUCAGAAAUUUUUGACGUGUUCGGCCGAUUGGCUUCAUAUUACCAUCAUCAGUCGUUGUCUUUGUUUGCUACUCCUAUGCAUUUUACUCUUACGACAGCAGGAACUAUCGAUAAAAAUCAUUUAUAUUUAUUACAUCUACAAGUGGGACUGUACAGUUUAUUCCACAGACUAUAUGCCAUGUAUCCUUGCAACUUCAUCUCAUAUUUGAAACAACAAUAUAUUCAGCGAGACCAACUGGCUACUUUUACUCAUACAAUUAGGCCAAUGUUGGAUUCAGUGCGUAUGCAUCCAUUACUCGUUACUGCAUCUAAAGAUGCAGAGAUUUCUGCCGCUAGGUGGAAAAAAAUGGAACACCACGAUGUUAUGGCAGAAUGUGGUCGGUUCACGUUAGACAAAUGUCGGGAGGAAGUAUUCAACGCUGUAAAUUCACGCUCUACGCCGCCCUUAGAUCACUCUUCUAUGUAUACCUCAAUAAACGCUAGCGGAGGUGUAGCACCAUUAGAAGCUACCAGCAAUGGCGAAGAUGAUACAUUUUGGUCUCCAAGUAUGUCGGUGCCACCGCUUAGCCCUCCGUAUCCAGCUACAUCUCACGAACAACGAUCUGCUCCUUCAACGCCCAAUAACAACAGAAGUGGCACAUCUCCGCCAGAAGCUGCGGUUGAAGCCACACCCGAAACAACUCCCGUUAAAGAUUUACGGAAAUUAUCAGCAAAACAAGUACCUGUGGGAUCUGCCGCAGUACGUGCUCUUUCCGCGUUCGGUAACGGUACAGUGGGAUCGAAUUCUCGACCGUCGACACCUGUUCCCUUAAAUCCAUCAGCGUCCGCGACAACCAGCUUUACAAUUGGAAGCGGGGAUGGAAGCAACGCGCAUGGAUUCCUUUCGCACAGGAUAAGUAAAAUCAUAGCGGAUAGGCAAGGCGUUAGCCAACCGAGGCCGUCCGGGAACGUUGACGAAAACGGGAGAUUUUCAGAAGUGGAUACUAAUCAGAAUGGAAAAAACGAUUCUUGGCAGGAAGAUCAAGAGGUUUUAGAAAUUGUAAGCUCUCAAGCUGCUGGGAAACACGAUUGCUCGAAAUACGUUGAACGACACCAAAACAGCAAUGAGAAAAUGCAAAAUGCUUUCGGGAGGGUUUAUCAACUGCGUUUGUAUUCUCAGUGUCAAGCCCCGGCACAAUAUUCGAAUUCUAGUUCUAUUUGCAAGGUUCGGAAAAGUAAAUCUUGCCCGGAUAUGGAUAUCCAGAAUCAAGUUAACGUUGACAAAACAACGAAUGAAUUGAAAGAGAUCGGGAGAAAACGAUUGGAAGAGAUUGGAACUCAAACGUCUGAUAACCUCCCGUACGAAUAUCUGCUGCUGGGCAUUUUAGAUCAAAAAAAUCAAAUGAAUGUACAGAAACGCGUUCAACAAGAUGCUGAAUACAGAUUGUCGCCAACUGCGAUGCUCGAUCGAUACGUCGAAGCUUGCACACGUACCAGUAGUAAUGUUUCCGGUGACAAAAUGAGGGCUAAUCCAAUCAAACAGAAGCACAGGAAAGAGAACGACAACGAAGACGAACCUGGGGAGGAAGAUGGUUUAGACGCUGCAUGUGCAAGCCAACUGUUACAACUCAUGCAAAUUCAAUUGCAGUUCGAACGACAACGUAGAGAAGUUCACGCCGAACGUAAUCGAAGACUUCUCGGUAAACUGAGGGAUUCGCGCGCGUUAGAAGAGCAUAAUUAUGCGUUGACUGAUCGAUUGAAAAUGAUGGAAAAAGAAGUAGAGGCUUUGAAGGCUGAAUUAGAACGUAACAAGAGAGAAGCUUGUCAAGCUGAACAACAAUACAAAGAGGCAUUGCAUCAUUGGCAAACUAAGUGUGUAGAAGAAGAACGACAGAAUCAGACGGUUAAGGAUCUUCUUCAAUCUGUCGAAGUCGAAUUGAAGAACGAACAAAAGAAGUUGGUGGAAUGUGAACAGCGACUUCGUUCCACGGACGCUUCCCUUUUCGAUGCGGGGCAUCGAUUGAGGGUAGCGUUGAAAGCUGCGGAUCGUAGUAAAGAAUUAGAACGGACUCUCGAUACCGUACAAAAGAAAUUCCUUCUGCUCGGAGAGGCGCAAGCGAAACUGCAAGAAAGUACGGGUGGUCUUUCGCCGAUGAGUAAACAAGAAGCAACGCAGAUACAAAGAUCGUACGCGGAAGAAUUAACUAAUUUACGACGACAAUUGGAGUCGCGAACAUCUCUCGUAGAAGCUUUGAAAGUGCGUCUAGGCGAACUAGAAAAUAAAGACGCUCGAAAGGAAGCGCAACUCGUAGAGUUGCAACGACUUUUACAGGAAACGAAAGAUCAACACGAGUCCGAGUUAGAGGCCGUCGAGUCGAAAUAUAAAGCGCAAGUCGAAAUCAAUCUUCUUCUUGAAAGUCGUAUACUCGAGCUUCAUGGGACAUUGGAACAGGCAACGAAUAGUGCCACUGCUAUGAAUAAUCUUGCUUCUUCGGCAUCACCUAAAGAGAGAUCACCUCCACUGUCGGCCAGUUUAGCUUCUUCCAGUGAAGGAAGCCUUGCCUUUAUUCAUUCAGGUACUGGAAUUAUGAUGAAUGACUGUUGUGAUACCGCAGGCGAAAUUUCUAAUCUUCAAGUCAUCGUCGAGCCUGUCCCAGUUCAGGCGACUUCACCGUCUCACCAUAGUCAACUGAAACGAAAUCCUAAACAAGACUAACGCUACGCAAAAACGGCCAUCGAGUCUUUUCGCAUGCAGCAAUUCUGUUUUGCACGCGAGCAACUGUUAUCCAGUGCCGUGGUAUUAAAUCAGAAGAAAGUUAUUUGUAGCUUUUUAUCGACAUAUUAUGCGGAAUUCAUAAAAAUAUUAUUAUCGCGUGAUUUCGAUAAAUAAUUGAAAAUACACUGGUAAUUAAUCAAAUUACUAGCGUGAUAUGAUUUCACUCUUGAAAAAUGAAUUCACAAUGAAUAAAUGGUUGAGAUAUUUUGUGAGCAA